AUGGUUGCAUUCAAGAGAAAACCUGUAAUGGAUUCUGGUGGCCACACCAACCCAUUAGUUUGGUUAGCAGCUAUAAUCUGCACAAUUUUUGCUAUCGCUGUGAUUGUUACUGGCAUUAUGAUGUUCAUUGGUUACAUAAUGAUCCAUCCAAGAGUGCCUACAAUCAGCGUCACCAAUGCUCAUUUAGAUCUUCUAAGAAAUGAUUAUGCUGGUUUACUUCAAACUCAGUUAAGCAUUGUUGUGACUGCUUACAAUGGAAAUGCAAAAGCUCAUGCGAAAUUUUCUAAGAUGACAUUUAGUCUUAGCUUUCAAGGUCAAGGAAUUGCAGUGCUUGUUGCCGAUUCGUUUGAUGUGCCGAAGAACAGUUCGAAUGUUCUUCGAUAUGUUGUUCAGUCAUCAUCGAUACCGUUGACGCCGGAUCAAAUGGAGAAAGUUGACGAGUCUUGGAAAAGAAAUGAAAUUGGUUUUGAUUUUAAAGGUGCUGGUAGGACUAGGUGGAAGGUAGGGCCUUUUGGUUCUGUGAAAUAUUCUUGUCAUUUGAAUUGUUACCUUAAGUUUCGACCCUUGAAUGGUAGUUAUAUACCUUCCAAGUGUUCAUCCAAAUCAAAAUAA
Lathyrus sativus (Indian pea) is the source of this 612-nucleotide messenger RNA. NCBI's taxonomy places the organism in Eukaryota, Viridiplantae, Streptophyta, Magnoliopsida, Fabales, Fabaceae. The record is from the annotation of a GenBank genome assembly.